AUGCCUUCGACGUUCCUUCUCCAGGCCCACAAUCCCAUGCUGGUGAGAAAAACGUGCAAGCUCGUGUGGGGGGGGGGGGGGGGUUGCGGUCCUCCGGUGAGAGUCGAUCAUGUAAGACAAGGCGCGCCAUGCCCCGGGCCAACCAACAGGAAGCAGACCUUGAGGCUCAAUAACGGCCGCUAUGGAUACAGCGGCGAACUUGCACAAUAUUCAAGCAACCAAAACCGAAGGUGGUGUUGCGCCUCCGAAGCGGACUCUGUCGACUCCACCCCGCCCAUACCCGCCAAGGCACCACGAUCCGGCCGCGCUCCGAGUAUUCGUCUUCCAAGCCUCUUGGCCUCCGAACAAUUUCAGUCGCUCUUGGACCGGCUCACAUUUAUACUGCAAGUGCUCAGGACUCAGACAGGGCGGCUCGGCUGGCCAAGUGGCGCGUUCCCUACGGACCUUGAGAAGAGACGUAGGACCUUGAUUCUUGUGACCGACGUAGGAGAAAUACAGUGCGGUACAAAUACGCCGGUACGUAUGCGUUUUGUCUAUAUUCACUACUCUACAGCUCCUCCAGUCCCGACGGCAUUGACGGGACUGCGAGAAAAUGGAAUUGCGAAACGGUCAUUGAUUGGACUCCCCCGUGCGACGACUAACGAACCGCACACGCGAUUUGAUUAG
This is a messenger RNA of Colletotrichum costaricense, 666 nucleotides long. RefSeq lists its product as uncharacterized. Bases 1 to 666 code for a protein of 221 amino acids. NCBI's taxonomy places the organism in Eukaryota, Fungi, Ascomycota, Sordariomycetes, Glomerellales, Glomerellaceae. The record is from RefSeq and is a predicted model, not a curated record. The transcript has a single exon.